AUGGGCUCUCGCUUCGGAGAUGGGCCCGAAGGCUGGAGGAAAGCAAGUGUCCCUCUGAUCUGCAGAGAGGGCAAGAAGAAAGAAUCGGGGAACUACAGGCCGAUGGGCAAGAGGCAGUUCAGUGGGCUGGAAACCACCCUGAUCGUCCUCUUCUGCAUGGUGGCAGUCAUAGCCUGUGUCCUUAUUGGGCUUUUAGCAUCAGGACAGUCUGGAGUCAAAACUACAGACUCCACUUUAAACUACAAAGUGGACGUGAAGAAAAACCCCUUUGCUAUCGUUGUGACCAGAGCGAGCAACGGCAGAGUGCUGGAAGUAAUAUUUGACACUACCAUAGGACCGCUGCAGUAUGCUGACCAGUUUUUACAGCUCUCAAUCAAACUACCUAGCAGCAACAUCUAUGGUGUGGGAGAGCACAUGCAUAAGCAGUACCGGCAUGAUGUUAACUGGAAAACCUGGCAAUAUGGAGUUCAAACUUUCUUCCUGUGUUUGGAAGACAACACUGGAGCGUCCUUUGGUGUUUUCCCAAUGAAAAGCAAUGCCAUGGUUGAGUUAUGUGAAAUUUGUGAGUUUGGCAAAAUCCAUGAAACUCACGAACUCUGGGAAAACCAUGGGUUCCGAGAUCAUUGUUCGGGGACUGCCUGUCAAUCAAUUGUCAAGCAGUUCUACUCUGACGAAGUGACGUGGACCAUUGAUAUGCAGUUCCUGUGGGGUCCUGGGCUGCUCAUUUCCCCUGUACUUGACCCGGGGGCAAAAAUCUCAGUGAGAAAAGAAUGGACAGACCUGUACCUUCCAGAAGACAAAAUGGGACUUCAUUUGAGAGGAGGCUAUAUCUACCCAACUCAAAAUCCAGCUAACACAACAGUUGCAAGCCGUAAGAAUCCAAUGGGACUUAUAAUUGCCCUGGAUGACAACAGUGCAGCUUCUGGAGACUUGUUCUGGGAUGAUGGAGAAUCUACAGACACGCAACCAGUAACAUCAGCCUUGGAUGUUCCAGCCUGUUAUUACAGCUCUGACAAUGCUUACUCUGUACAUGAAGUAGAAUACACCUCAUCAGGGUUGGCAGCCAAUCUCACCUUCAACAGUGCCAAGGCCAGAGCUACCGACAAUUUCACUACACCAAUUAGUACACUACACUUGGAGGUGAAAUAUCAUCUCAACAACAUGCUGCAAUUUAAGACAGGAGCUGAUAUCUGUGGCUUCUUCAAAGACUCGGAGUAUGAGCUGUGUGCUCGCUGGAUGCAGCUGGGUGCGUUUUACCCAUUCUCAAGGAAUCACAAUGAGAAAGGAACAAGGAGGCAAGAUCCCGCUUCCUGGAACUCAACAUUUGAGGAGAUUGCCAGGAACGUGCUGAAUAUAAGAUACACCCUGUUACCCUAUCUCUACACAUUAAUGUAUCAUGCCCAUGCCCAUGGCAGCACUCUGGUCCGCGCCAUACUCCAUGACCGAAAAAACCCCAUGGGACUCACUGUCGCUUUGAAUGACGCUCUGUUUGCAGAAGGGCAGCUUUAUUGGGAUGAUGGGGUUCGCAUUGAAUCUAAUGUGUCAUAUUGGUGCAGAAUAUCAUUAAUUAACCAGCCAUUCCUUGACUGCAAUAAUCACAUUAACUAUGUUGAGUCCAAGGAGUUGCAGCAAUCUGCCGGACUCCUAGUCAACAGGCAUUCAGGCAAUGCUAAAGGGAACUCGGGAGAAGAACUGCUGGAGUAUGAUUUCCUCAUUAUGGGCAAGAGGCAGUUCAGUGGGCUGGAAACCACCCUGAUCGUCCUCUUCUGCAUGGUGGCAGUCAUAGCCUGUGUCCUUAUUGGGCUUUUAGCAUCAGGACAGUCUGGAGUCAAAACUACAGAAUUUACGCCAGAAUGUUGGAACUUAUUAAUAGCAGAGAGAAUUGACUGCAUCCCGGAUCAAGUAGCAACAAAGGUCUGA
Opisthocomus hoazin is the source of this 1920-nucleotide messenger RNA. NCBI's taxonomy places the organism in Eukaryota, Metazoa, Chordata, Aves, Opisthocomiformes, Opisthocomidae. The record is from RefSeq and is a predicted model, not a curated record.